Molecule: messenger RNA, 12103 nt
Organism: Misgurnus anguillicaudatus (oriental weatherfish)
Lineage: Eukaryota; Metazoa; Chordata; Actinopteri; Cypriniformes; Cobitidae
Gene: fndc7b
Product: fibronectin type III domain containing 7b
Molecular function (GO): protein binding
Source: RefSeq, a predicted model, not a curated record
AUGGCCGGGAAGUUUGUGGAUCUCAUCAAUGCAGCAAAGAGGUUAGUCUGUUUGCUCCCUGAAGAAUCUGCUGUUGGUAUGGGUUCAUCUGCGCCCUGUGCACCUCAGAAUGUGGACAGUUUCUUGGAUUGUGCCACUAACAGUUUAAAUGUAAACUGGACAGUGGGUGUCACAGCACUGAACUACAGUGUCCUGGCCAGGCCUGCAGGUGGCGAUGUGCUCAACUGUACUUCAAGCACUUCUAGUUGUAUUAUUACAGGCCUACAGUGUGGUCAGAACUACACUGCAGUUAUCACAGCAAACAAUGGAGAGUGCCAAGGAGCAGAGAGCAUGACCCGGUCUGUUCAAACAGUGCCGUGUGUGCCGGCAUCGGUCCGUGCUGAUGUGGAGUGUGCCAGUAACACAGUGAGAGCAUCAUGGGGUCUGACAACAGGAGCGUUGUCUUACACCAGCAUUCUGAGCGGACCUGGGGGCUACAGUAAAUCCUGUAUGACCUCUGACCUCUCCUGUACCUUCGGUGCCCUGACCUGCGGUCAGAACUACACACUUACAGUCGUCUCAUACAAUAACCAGUGCAACAGCACAGUCAGCACCGGCGUCUCUGUAAGAACAGCUCCCUGUAACCCUGAGACUGUGUCCGCAACACUGAUGUGCGACUCACGGGUGGCAAGUGUAUCAUGGCAUGCGAGUGCAGGAGCUGAUGUGUACACAGUCCUGGCGAGCACACAGAAUCAGAGCGUUCCUCAAUCUUCUUGUAAUUCGUCAACCAGUUCAUGUGACCUCACACAGCUUCAGUGUGGAGCAGUUUACAACAUCACAGUUCUUGCAAAUGAUGGAACCUGCAACAGCUCGGCGCAUGCCUUUACCACACUGGAGACAGCUCCGUGUCCUCCAGCAAUGAGGUCUCCAUCCCUGAACUGUAGCAGUAAUGUAGCGCUGGUGUCAUGGGCAGUGGACACAGAUGUUGUGAUGGUCAAUGUUAAUGCCACCUCUGUCCUGGGACACACUGUCACCUGCACUUCUUCUGCACAGAGUUGUACACUGGAUUCGCUCAUGUGUGGUCAGACGUACAGCGUGUAUGGCACGGCUCAGGGCUCACAGUGUGCCAGCACACACAGUAAUCUAUUCAGUAUUAUCACAGCCCCCUGCACCCCCAAUGCCUUGAGUGCUAACUACACAUGCGGUACCAGUACGGUUCUGGCGAGUUGGGGCGAGAGUCUGGGUCGAGAGAGUUUCUACCUGCACGUGGAGACAAGCGAUCACUCGGACCACUGCAGCACAAAUGAAACCCACUGCUAUAUCAACACGCUGAAGUGUGGAAGACUGUAUAAUGUUAGUGUGGAAUCAGUUUCUGGACAAUGCAACAGCAGUGGUGCAGCUCGCAUGCAGCUACAGACCGCUCCCUGUCCACCACAGAACAUAACCGUGAGUCUACAGUGUGCCAAUAACACAGCAUCUCUGUCGUGGAUUGGCAGUCCUGGUGCCAUCGGUUAUAAUGUAACUGCCCUGGGCCAUGAUGGUGAUAUCAAGCACAGCUACGUCACUAACACCAGCUGUCAACUACCCAACAUGCACUGUGCUCAGACCUAUGACAUUGUGGUCACACCCUUCUCUCCUACAUGUGCUGGGUUUCCCAGUGCUGUCUACACUUUCACUGCAGCUCCUUGUCCACCCACUAAUGUUGAAGUGUCUCUACAAUGUAAUGCUAGCGUGGGCAUUGUCCGGUGGACUGCUGCCCGAAAUGCUGAGACGUACACUGCCACGGCAACGAGUAGCAAUGGCCAUUCCCACACAUGCAGCUCUAAUGGCACCAGCUGCAACUUCAUUGACCUGCUCUGUGAAGAGGACUACAUUGUUUCUGUUGUUACGGUGGAACGUGGCUGUCGAAGUGAACCCAGCUUACCUGUCAAUCUAAGAUCAGCCAUCUGCCCUCCUUCAAAUGUAGCAGCUUUAACCAACUGUGCUACUAAUGACAUCAUCAUUACAUGGGACCCCAGUCAGUUGUCUGGAGUCACUUACUUCCUGUUCAUCCAUCAGGUGGAUGGGCUGAACUCCACCUACAGCACAGUUCAAACCUCACAUGCCCUAACAGGUUUGCAUUGUGGCAUGAGUUUUAUUGUACAAGCGGCUGCUCAGGACAGCAGUUGCACCAGUCUGUACGGAAAUCCGACACAGAUCUACACAGCUCCCUGUCCACCCAGCAGCUUGCAAGCUUCUGCUAGCUGUGGUACAAACAGAAGCACCAUCAGCUGGCACGCUGGAGCGGGCGCCCAUUCUCAUACUGUUAAUGUGGUGGGCAAUAACGGACACACUUCCUGUACAUCCAACACAACUUCCUGUUCUGUGAUACUGGACUGCGGUCAUCAGUAUACGGCCACUGUGGUGUCCUCGGUCGGCCUCUGCAACAGCACCAUAAACAACAGCAUCCAAUUUAACUCAGCACCUUGUCUGCCGGGUAAUGUGGUGGCACAUGUAAACUGUAAUGAUAGCAAGCUAGCAGUACAAUGGGACCCCACUAAAACCAACGACACCUACACAGCCCUGGCCAUCGGAAAAGACGGAACGCGGUUUUCCUGUAACACAAAUACUACUUCCUGUACCAUCCAGAAUUUAAGAUGUGGCCGCAAUUAUAGUGUCGUGGUGACCACGUCCAACACUUCCUGUGGAGUCAUCCAGGGUUCAGACUACCAAAUUCAGACAGCCCCCUGCAAGCCACAGAGCCCCAGUGUUCAACUCCAGUGCAGCACUAAUGCUGUUAAUGUAACAUGGGACAACAGUGGAGCGGAGCAGUUUGACAUGGUGACCGCGCUGAAUUUUACAGGUGGAGCGACAACAUGCAACAGCACAAAUGCAUCCUGCACAUUCACUCAGCUGCGCUGUGGAGAGUCAUACAUGCUCAGCAUCACUGGCUUCACUGAAAGCUGCACUGGUGAAUCCAGUACCCAUGUCAACCUUGAUACAGCUCCCUGUGUUCCUACUUACGUUGUGGCCACCACAAACUGUGACACUUCCAUCACCACAGUAACCUGGGAUUCAGCUCGUGGUGCAAGCAGCUACACUGUUCAUGCGGUGAGCACCUGGGGACACAGCACCAUCUGUACCAGCACAGAUACCACCUGUGCUUUCUCUGACCUGGCCUGUGGACAGAACUACACGAUCACAGUCACAGCUGAGGACAACAGCUGUGUGAGUUUGGCCAGCGCGCCCAUCACUGUUACCGCAGAUCCGUGUCCACACCAUGAUCUGAGGGCGACCCUGAGCUGCAGCUCUAACUCUGCUCUCAUCUCAUGGAUGCCCGGUAAUGGCACUCUGACCUAUAACGCUACAGCCGAGAUCAACUUCGAUCAGGAACACGUGGUCAGCUGUAACACAUCUGGCUCCUCCUGCAACCUCACUGACCUUUGGUGCGGUAGCAGCUAUAAAGUCAGCGUUAGUGGACAGGGACUCACCUGCCCUAGCCAACCAGAUGAGUGGAUUACUCUUAAGACAGAGCCGUGCCCACCCACUAAUGUGUCUCUCCAGUCAUCUUGUAAUUCAGACAACGUGUCCGUUUCCUGGACAGCUUCACAGGGCUCUGUUGCCUACAUGGCUGUUGCAAAGAGCAGGGAAGGUCACAGGGUAACUUGUAACACCACCCAGAUGUCCUGUGACAUUACCCAUCUGCAGUGCGGACAGACUUAUGAUGUUUAUGUUUCUGGUGUGGAUGGCGACUGUAUUGGAACAAAAAGUGAAGUUCAAAUUCUAGAAACAGCUCCAUGUGUUCCUCAGGACGUUCAGGGUAUCCUGGAGUGUCAAUCAACUGUUCUCAAUGUCACCUGGCAUCAGAGAGGUCACGCACAUCACUACCAUGCCACAGUGAGGAGCAGCGAUGGUCAUUUGAUGGAGUGUAAUUCAACUCAAACCUUCUGCCAAGUACCCAACAUCAUUUGCGGCCUGACAUACAGUGUGGAGGUUGUUGCCUAUACAACAACCUGCAACAGUUCCUACAGCUCUGUUUACUACAUCCAGUCAGCCCCGUGUCCACCAGAGGAAAUCAUGGCUGUGGUGGACUGUGAAAUAAACACUGUGUCUGUAUCAUGGGACUACAGUGUGAAUGGGGUUCUUUACAUUGCAAAGGCCUUCAACUCCAGCAAUGACCAGGAUUACUUUACAUGCAACACAACAGAGACCAGCUGUGACAUCACGGUCGCCUGUGGCAUGAGCUAUAAUGUUACUGUAGUAGCAUUGCAAAAUGGUUGCAUUGGGGCGAAUUCACCAGUUCAGUUUGUCAUGGCAGCUCCUUGUGUGCCCAUCAUGUUGGAUGUUGAGAUGGACUGUCUGUCUGAUUCGGCUUGGCUGACAUGGGAGGAGACAGCAGGGGCGGAGUUCUACAUUGCCACAGCAACAGACAGCGAUGGGCAGCUCCACCAGUGUAACUCAACUGAGAGCCAGUGUACAGUUGAAGAGCUGCAGUGCAGUAGAUUCUACAACUUUACUGUUGUGGCUUCGAACACUCAGUGCGACAGCCCCAGCAGCGGAAGUUUGAGAUUUGAGACAGCCCCUUGUCCUCCUCAGACCGUAGUGACAUCAGUGGGGUGUGACACUGGUACAGUAAGCGUGUCGUGGGACGAGAGCAUUGGGGCUUUGAGCUACACGGCCAAUUUGGAACGUGCUGAUGGAGAGACCACCUGCUGCACAGCGAACUCUACUUCCUGUGAGGUCACUUCCCUCCCCUGCGGCCAGAUGUAUGUAGUAACGGUCACUGCUGAGGGACAGACGUGCAACAGCUCUCAGAGCACUGAGGUCCUUGUUCGAUCAGUUCCCUGCAUUCCAGAAAAUCUAUUAUCCACUACAAGCUGCAGUGAUAAUGUAGUCACAAUGACGUGGGUAAGCAGUGAGACCGGUGAACUUUACACAGUCCAGGCCUUCAGCGAUGAUGGGAUGAGUUAUGACAGUUGUUCAGGGUUCAGUCAGUCAUGUGAUCUCACAAUGCUGGGGUGUGGUGUGUCAUACACUGCAACAGUAACAGCACAGGACAGCACAUGCACCAGCCCACCCAGUGCACCUGCUCCCAUCAGGACAGUACCCUGUUUCCCUGAGUAUGUGACUGCUAACGUGAGCUGCGAGGGGAAUGCCCUGUCCGUGUUCUGGCAGGAGAGCAUGGGAGCAGACUCGUAUAUGGCUACACUCAUGGAUGGUAACGGACAUUCCACCAGCUGUCAGAGUAUGAAUGACACCACCUGCACGGUUGUGGGACUAGCCUGUGGAGAGAUCUACCACGUCAGUGUGGUGGCAUCUGACGGAUACUGUGAUAGUCUGCCCAGUGCUGUCAUUGACUCUGAAUCAGUUCCUUGUAAGGCUCGUAACAUCCGUGCAGUGGUUGACUGUCAGUCUGGAACAGCUGUGUUGUCAUGGCAGUCGGGCACCGGGGCGGUGCAAUACACGGCAACAGCACUGAGCCAGUCUGGUGAUGCACUCAGCUGUGAAAGCAAUGAAACCAAUUGUGAACUGACAGGUCUGGCCUGUGGAGAGAGCUACAACAUCACUGUGUUGGCACAAGGACAGAGUUGCAGCAGUUCUGCAGCCAUGACUGGACACCUGAGGACAGGUCCCUGUAUACCUCAGCAUGUAGAAGUGCAGUACACCCCGUCUAUUGGGCAGCUGUCCUGGGAUAGAACCAAAGGUGCUUCAACGUACACUGCUCAGGCUACCACUGAUCAAGGAUCUGUGCUUUCCUGCUCCACCAGUGACACCUCAUGUGCCAUCUAUAGCAUGUCAUGCAGUCAGACAUAUGACAUCAUUGUUACAGCACAGAAUGAUAUUUGUCAGGACGUUGCUGUGUCUGUAUCAUCUUCACUAGAGACAGAACCCUGUCCACCACAGAAUGUGCAGAUCCACCUGGACUGUUCAAGUGAGGAAGUAGUCGUGUCCUGGGAGGAAAGCAUAGGGGCACUGGGAUAUGUGGCGUUCCUGGAGGGUCAAAAUGGUGACAGUCUGUCCUGCUACACGACAGACUUCAGCUGCAGUGUGGCAGGGUUUAUUUGUGGUUCCAUUUAUCACACGCACGUACGUGCCAUCGGAAGCACAUAUAACAGCUCAGACAGUGAGAUGGUUCUCAUCACAUCAGCCCCCUGUCAGCCAGACUCCGGUUCAGUUGACGUUGAUGUGAAUUGUGAGAAUGCCACAGCAUUGGUCAGCUGGGACUGGAGUGGUGGAGCUACUUCCUAUGAACUAACUGCCACCAGUAAUGAUGGCUAUAUCACUACCUGUGUUUCUGAAGAGAAUUAUUGUAAUGUCAGCGAGCUAGUGUGUGGGCAGACUUACAACAUCAGCCUUACAGCAGUCAGUGACCAAUGUCAGGUUACCCACGAGACAGACGUCACUUUCCAAACAGUCCCUUGUGCUCCACUGCGUGUGGAUGUGGACUUUCAGUGCCAGUCUAGCACAGCUGUAAUUACCUGGGAACAAAGGGAUGAUGUGCUAUACUACCUUGCUAGCGCCACCCUGAGCGCCACAGGAGAAGUAACUGAAGUAUGUAAUUCAACAACUGAAAGGUGUGUGAUGACUGGGUUGCAGUGUGGAGAGGAGUACGCCUUCACCGUAACGGCCUACAACAGACUAUGCCAUAGUGACGUCAGCAGCACUGUAUACGUUCAAACAGAGCCAUGCCAGCCAACCCAACUGAAUGUUAUAGGAUCAUGCGAUAACAACACAGUUGUCUUAAACUGGGAUGAUAGCAGAGGUGCAUCAAGUUACACAGUCUUUAUAUCAGGCAACCUGGGAUAUGAUGACUCCUUCCAGUCAUCUGAAUCGAUCCUUGCAUUGGACCUUCUCUGUGGACAGAACUACACCCUUACCACAGUGGGCCAAAAUGAUGUCUGUGAGAGUAUAUCAAGCGCCCCAGUCUAUUUUACCACUGCUCCAUGCGUACCGUACCACAUUGAGACCUUUGUACAAUGUGAGGAUAACCUUGGUGCUAUCAGCUGGGCUAGCAGUGAUGGUGCAGAUAUUUACACAGCCAUUGCUGUCGGACAUGAUGGGCAAACCCACGUGUGUGCGACAAACACAACCACUUGUAUCUGGGAUGAUCUGCAUUGCGGAAAGAUCUAUAAUGUGCAUGUCAUCGCCAACUCGCCUGCCUGCAACAGUCAACCCAGUAACAGCACAACCAUUCUCAUGGCUCCAUGCCCCCCACAGAACCUGUCAUCUGCGUUUGACUGUCAAAUGAAAGUGGCUUCCCUCACCUGGGCAACGCAUGAAACUGUUGAGAUGUUCAUAGUAUCUGCCGAGGACGCCAACGGCAACAGAGUAGAGCUCUCCACCCAAAAUACAAGUGCACAGAUCUCUGAGUUUAACUGUGGUCAGCAGUACUAUCUGACUGUGACAGCUGUUGGACAGAGUUGUAGGAGCCUUCCCAGCAAUACUGUAGUUCUGCAGACAGAGCCUUGCAUUCCAACAUCUGUCUCUGGCUUCAUGGACUGCAUCUCCAACAUCGCUACAGUAUCCUGGGACGCAUCAGAUGGAGCAGAAUACUACACAGCAACUGUGCAAGGUCCUGAUGGGCCUUUGGGAACAUGCAUGUCCUGGUCAGUGAGCUGUGGCAUGACUAAACUGUCCUGUGGCAACUCAUACAAUGUUUCUGUGGUUGCGUCCAGUCGCCAGUGUAAUUCAACACCCAGUGCACUGUUUACUUUUAACACAGUUCCCUGUGUCCCAAUGGAUGUCUCUGUUGUGAUGGACUGUGCUACUGCUGAAGCACUUGUGUCAUGGAAUGCGAGCGAUGGGGCACUGUUCUAUACUGCUUAUGCCUGGAGCCCAUCAUUUGAUUUCUUGUCCUGUACUAGCGAUGGCCUUGAUGCCUACUGCAUCCUGAGUAAUCUCACCUGUGGAGAUAAUUACACUGUCCAGGUGGUUGCUGAAGGUCAUGAAUGCUCCAGUCUGCCCAGUCAGGCAACUCAUUUCCGCACAGUUCCCUGUGCACCAGUUAUUACUACAACACACUUGAACUGCAACACAGACUCUGUACUGCUGCAGUGGACUCAGAUCAAGGGCUCGAUCUCUUACACUGCUGAUGCCAGGACACCUGAAGGCCUGAUGUCCAACUGCUCCAGCAAUUACACUCACUGUGAACUGACAGGACUGACUUGUGGACAAACAUACAAUGUUAGCAUUGUAUCAUAUGAUGGAGUAUGCCAAAGCACACGUGGACCCGCACUGAAUGUGGCAUCCGUACCCUGUCCACCUCAGAAUGUGGAGUCAACUUUACUCUGUUCUUCAAACUCUGCACAUGUGCAGUGGAACACCAGUGGAGGGGCGGAGUCAUAUGAGGUGCAAGCCAUUGACAAUGAUGGCCAUUUGACAAGAUGUAACAGCGCAAAUACUUCCUGUGUUGUGUCUAACCUUAUUUGUGGCUCCAUGUACAACAUCAGUGUGUUUGCUAUUGGCCAGAAUUGUAAUGUCUCAAAGAGUGCAGUCACAAGACUCCAGUCAGCCCCAUGCGUUCCUAACCAGCCUGUGGCAAACCUAAACUGUGAAUCAGGUGUGGUUGAUGUGUCCUGGCAGUCCAGCAGAGGAGCUUUGCUUUACACUGCUGUUGCUCAGGGCAACGGGGGAUUUGCAUCAUCAUGCAGCAGCAAUGGUACAGCAUGCACAUUCACUGACCUGUUGUGUGGACUCACCUACAGCAUCAAUGUGACAGCCUCAGACCACGCGUGUACCAGCGCACAGAGUCAUAGCGUUCUGCUGGACACAGUUCCGUGUAAGCCACAGGAAAUAGUCGCUCAAAUGGAAUGUGGGAAUCAUAUGGGUGUAGUGUCCUGGGAACAAGAAACAACAAUUGUUUCCUACCUGGUGCAUGCAUCCAGUCCAGAUGGGCACGAAAUACAAUGCAGCGGUCCCGUUCCCAGCUGCAAAUUACCCAGCAUGCAUUGUGGUCAAGCCUACAACGUCACAAUUACAGCCCAGGACAGCCACUGUGACAGCAGGAGUGCCUUUAUAACAUUGCAGUCAGUUCCAUGUGCUGCCACAAGCGUUCAGGCCUCUCUGGUUUGCCCGUCUAACUCUGCGGCUGUGAUGUGGCAAAGUGCCAGUGGAGCUCUGUUGUAUGAGGUUGAAGGCAUCACUGUAGAUGGCAUCCAUACAACCCACUGCAAUAACACUGAGACCCACUGUGAGCUGAGGGAGUUGCUCUGUGGACAGACAUAUAAUGUUUCUGUGCUGUCUAUGGACCACAUGUGCAGCAGUGAAGAGAGCACAUUCACACAAGUUCACACUGCACCUUGUCCUCCUCAGGCUGUAAAUGUUCAGGUGAACUGCUCCGCUGGCUCCAUGACUGUCACGUGGGCAGCCAAUCCUGAUGCACAAUCUUUCCAUGUGAGGGCAACCAGUGGAGGAGUUUCUCUCUCAUGUGACUCCAAUUCUACCAGCUGUUCAAUCAAUGCAUUAUCAUGUGGACGCUCAUAUUCUGUUACUGUAACAGCGAUUCGGAAUGCCUGUGAGAGUCAGCCCAGCACAGCUGUAAAUGUGUCCUCAGCUCCUUGUGUUCCUGAAGGAGAGACGGGAAACUUGGACUGUGUUAUGAACUCAGCCUGGGUGUCAUGGUUACCAGCAGAGGGGGCGGAGUCUUACUCUGUGCUGGCGGUGGAAAGGAGCGGGGCUAAUGCUAGCUGCUCAACUACAAGCCAGCAAUGCAACGUUCCUGACUUGCAGUGUGGAGCCACGUACACCUUCCACGUCAUUGCUUUGAAUUCAUUUUGUGCAAGCAGAUCCAAUAACACCUUCCAGAUACAAACAGCUCCGUGCACUCUCACCGCCAUCACUGCACACACAGACUGUUAUAGCAGCCGAAUAACAGUCAACUGGCAGCUGAAUGAAGGUUCUUCUCUGUACGUGGCCACAGCAGUAGGUCAUGAUCAAAGCAUCUUAAUGUGCAACAGUACAGGCAUUUCCUGUGACCUCACCGGUGUACAGUGUGGAAUGCAGUACACCGUUAUAGUCUCCGCCUCCUCGGACAAAUGCAGCGGCAUGCGAAGUCCUCCGUACAAGAUCAACACAGCACCAUGUGUUCCUCAAAAUGUAUCAGUGAAGCCAUUGUGUGAUUCAAGUGGUAUGCAGGCAUCAUGGUCACAGUCUGUAGUGGCCGAUUCUUACUCCCUUGUGGCCACGGGAACAGAUGGGGAUGUCCGAACCUGCAGGAGCACCACCAGCAAUUGCACCCUUUCCCAACUGCAUUGUGGACAGGUGUAUAACAUUAGUAUAACUGCUUCAGCUGGAAACUGCACCAGUCUGUCCAGCCAACAAAUCAUCCUCCACACGGUGCCGUGUAAACUGCAAAACUUCAGUGUCUCCGUGAACUGUGACUCCAGGACAGCCACACUCUCCUGGGUUAAAAGCCAAGAAUCACUGCAGUACUACACAUGGGCUCAAACAAACGAUGGGCAUACGCUAUACUGUGACACCACUGGUACUUCAUGUAACAUCCAGGGACUGACCUGCGGGAUGGUGUAUAACUUCAGUGCACAGGCUUCAGAUGGGACCUGUAACAGCUCACUCGAUGUGCCAGUUCAGCAGGGUGCAGUCCCAUGUCCUCCUGCCAGCGUGAAGUUGAGAACCCAUCUGAUGGACGACGCUACUCUACUUAGGAGUUCCUGGAGUUCUGUGAGCUGUCCUAACGUCACUUACCUGGUGCAGGUGACUGGGCAGAUCCAAGACAGCCCACAGUCUCUCAUGGAUGUCUCAUCCUAUUGGACAGAACGUGACUUCUUUGAGAUUCCUGUGCCGUGUAGCACUUCUUACAACUUGCGUGUCUUUGCACAAAACUCAGCUGGGACCAGCAGACCAUCUCAGUCUAUUGAUGGUGUCACAGCUCCCUGUCCUCCAAUGGAUGUGACCUUCACGGGUGAUCAAUCCUCAGCCACUGUGGCCUGGACGUCUUCAGUUCUUAGCACAGAGUACACUGUGUACCAGAUGAUCUCCGAUGUCAGGGUAUCUGUCUGCAGAACAUCAAACCUCAGCUGUCAGGUCUUUGGUCUGCUGGCUUCUGAUGUUGCUGUGACAGCCAUGAACAGUGCCGGAGAGAGCAUUGUUUCAAGAGUACUUACUGGUCAAACAUCAAAUCGUCGGAAAAGAGAUUUAGGAGCUGCAGAGAUGAUAGCAGGACUGACCCCUGAUGAGCUGUCCAUCCCUGAAGUGACAGUUUUACCCGGGGUGGGAGUGUCACUGCAGGUCGAGUGGUCUCCUGUGAUGGGGGCAGAUUCCUACAACCUGAUUGUGAAAGAGGACACAUUGUCUCGCCCUAUGAAAGAGGUCCUGUACUUCUAUGAUCAGACUGCUACAGUUCUAAAUGAUCUAGAACCUGCCACUCGCUACUGUGUCAUCGUGUCUGCCAAAAACAACAACAACCAACAAAGUCCAUAUUCAACACCUGUUUGUGUCACCACUGGGGUGUCCGAGUAACAUCACGUCCUCCAGCGUGGACUGUACGGGAAUGUAGAUAUAAAUCAUGAUGCUAUGUUAAUGACAUGAAAAGCAACUAAGCAGAAUUAGCUUAUAUGACAAAUCAGAAACUCGAAACAUAUAAUUGAAAUGAAAUCCUUUGUGAUAAUCUUGACUGAUUAUGUUUCCUUAAUACUUUAUAAUGAAUCUAAUCAUAACUAAUUAUUUUGAAUAUGCUGAUGUAAUAUCUGAUACAGUAUAUAAUCAGUUCUGUUAAUUGAAAUGAAAGUUUGAUAAACACUGUGAUUUUCUGAUUGUGGUAACAUUAGAAACGUGUAAUCUUUUAAAUAAUUUUUAUAUUUAUCAUAAAUCAAAGAUUUUUCAUAACCAGCUAAUGAACUGUUUCAAUCAAGAGAUAGAAAAAAUAAAUAAAUGGGUAAAUUAUCAAGCACUAUUAUAAAGUUAUAUUUUGUGUUUAAUGUACUUAUACAACUCGUAUGGCUUUGUGAACAAUUUGCAGCAGUACUUUUAUACAUGAAGCCAUAUAAAAGAAUAAAAGUCUGUGAAUGAAAGCUUUAUAUAUUACAGUUCAAAUGAAGAGCCAAGCCGUGUACUAAUAACUUGUGUCCUGGUCUUUGCUUUAUCCCUGUUGUUAUUUUCUCUGUAAUUAAAAUAUAACCUGAAUUAUGAA